Molecule: messenger RNA, 1647 nt
Organism: Erigeron canadensis
Lineage: Eukaryota; Viridiplantae; Streptophyta; Magnoliopsida; Asterales; Asteraceae
Product: protein DOS2-like
Exons: 1
Coding region: 188-1480 (430 amino acids)
Cellular component (GO): cytoplasm
Source: RefSeq, a predicted model, not a curated record
CCUAAUCUAGCAAAAAAAAAUCCAAAAACAAAAGUCCAACCGAAUUUUAAAAAACAGCUUACACUAAUAUUGCAUCUCAGGUGUAACCUUAUGAACAAAUAAUAUCCUCAGAAAUCCUAAAUAAUUUCAUUUCAAAUCAAUAUUCUAUUCAAUUCAAUUCAAUUUAAUUAAUAAUUUUUGUUCUUUUAUGGAUUUCUUCAGAUCAAUACUAACAGAGGAUGAUCCAGAAUCCAUAUCCAAUAACCAACAAUCCGAUACACAAGAAGAAGAAGAAUAUUACGACGACGACGAUACAAAUUCAAACGUCAAUUCAUCGGAAGACGGAAGCACCACCACCACCGCCGGCGGCGGUUUAUGGAGCUUCGGAGAUAUCGUAAAUACAUUAACAUCAAAAUCCGAAUCCGUAUUCGAAACUUACCGCCGAGAUUUGAAGGAAUUCGGAUCCGGUUUACGUAAGGAAUCCGAUUUGUUCCGUGAAGUUGCUAGCCGCGCCGUUAAGGAGCUGCCGGACGUCGGAACUUCCGUUAUCAAAACGACGUCGGAGAUUAUUUCGCAAGGUAAGGAAGCUUUACUUAUUUCAUCUGAUGAUGAUUCCGAUAGAUAUAGAUAUAGAGAUAGAUAUAAUUAUAAAAAUAAUGAAAAAAAUAAUAUAAAUAGAUAUAGUAGAUUUGAUGUACAAUUGAGUAUGAUAAGGAGUGAUGAGAGGACUUAUUUGGAUGAGCCGGAGGAUAUAGAGGAAUAUAAAAAGUGGAAGUUAGGGUUUGUGGUUGGAGAAAUGAGAGAUGAGAUUGAGAGAUUGGUUAGUGAUAAGGGCGGAGUCGGAGGAGUUUACGAGAGAGUCGUUCCGGAUAAAGUUGACGAUGGAACGUUUUGGUUUAGGUAUUUUUAUAAGGUGUAUAACCUUAGAAUGCAAGAGGAUGUGCGAGCUAGGUUGGUGAAGAGGUCGUUGUCGGUUGAUGAUGAGGAGGAGUUGAGUUGGGACGUUGAUGAUGAUGACGAGGUGGAUGAGGAAGGAGAACAAAGUAGUCAGGCGAAGUUGAGUACAUCGAGAGGCGAAGAUUUGCAGAGUGUUGGAAAGACGGAGAGUCGUGAUGAUAAACUGAAAAGUGAGAGUUUGAAGAAUGUUGGUGAGGGGAAUGAGGUGAAUAGUAAUGUGGAGGGGUUGAAUGUGAGUGGUGGAAAUGUGACUAGUGCUGAGAAAGGUGAACAAGUUUCGAAUAUGGAUGAAAAGGUUGAUAAUAAAGUGGAUGAUAGUAAAGUUGUGGUUAAGUCGGACCGGUCUUUUUUUCAGGAAGAUGAGGAUCUUGAGUGGGAUGAGAUUGAAGAUCUUGGGGAUAAUGAUGACAAGAAAGUCUCUCAUGGUGAGACUACGGACAAAGUUGAGUUACGUAAACGGUUGAGUACUGCUGCAGACGACGAGGAUUUGAGUUGGGAUAUUGAAGAUGAUGAUGGCGAACCUGAAAAUGCAGGUACCAAGUGAUAGGUAACAAAAUGUUAUAUUACUUAAGGUGUCCUGCGCUGUGUUUAUCUGUUAUAGAUUUGUUGUAAUUGUUUCUACUUUUGAGUUUUGUCCGUCAAAUGUAUCACCGGUCAUUUUAGUAAUCAGGCGUUUUUAUGCGAAUUACAAUCAAUUCUUGUUUAAAGUUU